UCUUGACUGUAGAGGACUUUCUUCAACUUCACUGGGCUAACUGCUUAUACAAAAGCAACCAUACAUUUGUUUAUCAUUAAGGUUUUUUUUUUUUUUUGUCUAUGGUUUUGUUACCAAACUUCACCUGAGGUUUUAAUGAUGGCUCCAUGAAGAAUCCACAGAAUCCUGACACGAAGCGUGUUUAAGACAUCAGGAAUCUUUGUUUUUAAUUUAUUCCUCUUUCUUAACCCUAAGACAUGGUGCUCUGGAUCAUCCUUCCCAUCUCACUAUCACUGGUGUCCUUCAUUGGAACAUGGAGCGUAUAUGGCUUGGCCUACUCCAACAAUCAUGUGUGCUCGCUCCGUGAUUGGAGCGGUAAAAAUUACUGCGGAAGGAAUGGGACCCAGGGAUGUUGCUUGGUUCCUACAAUCAGUGGAAGUGGGACCUUUGCUCCAGAAAGCUCACUUUUUACAGCAACAAUGAACGCUGGGACCUUUCUGUUUCUGCUGUUCACCAUCUUCCAUCAUGCCCAUAUAAUGGAGAGACACAUGUGCUAUUCCAUGCUGAGCAAAAUUGCAUUAGCCUUUGGAUUGGUGGCAACCAUUGGGGCCUUUGUUGCUGGAAACUGUAACCCUGGUGACGUGACACUCAUGCACUACCUCGGAGCUGCUGUCAGUUUCACGUGUGCCUGUUUCUACACUGUCCUGCUCUCCGCCCUGACCUGGAAGUGUACUCUGACCGGGUUUGAAAGGUUUCUCUUCCCUCUGCGCGUCGUUUUCACAGUGGUUCAAAUCAUUGUGACUGUCGGCUAUACCAUUUUGUUCAUCCAGAAGGAGUACUUUUACAACCAUCUUUCUGCUGUGUUCGAGUGGACCCUCAGUGUCAACCUCCAGAUGUUUGAGCUCACCUAUGCUGUGGAGUUUUUUUUCUUCUCAUCCUUCAUGCUUUCGAAUCUGCUGAGCAAACGCGAGGAGGAAAAGCCCUUGAUAUUGACCAUGUCCUGAUAUACGGCAGCCAGGGUCCAGCAUGAAACCACGAACAGCGAUGAAGGACUGCGUAGGACAUCAGUAACAACAGUGGCCGGGCCCUGGCUGAAGGUUCAAUAGUGUUUUUAUGUUAUUUUAUUGUUUUAGUCUUAGUUUAUGUAUACUGUUGUUUCCUUAGAUAGGGCAUUUUUGUUUCUUAAGUAAUAUAUUUAUUAAAAUACACCAACUUUAACAGCAAAAGAACAAAAUAUGUAUUUGUACUGUAUGUACAAUGCCUGGCAAAAUUAUUCAUACCCCUUGAAACCUUUCAAAUUUUU
This is a messenger RNA of Girardinichthys multiradiatus, 1282 nucleotides long. RefSeq lists its product as uncharacterized. The transcript is spliced from 7 exons. NCBI's taxonomy places the organism in Eukaryota, Metazoa, Chordata, Actinopteri, Cyprinodontiformes, Goodeidae. The coding region runs from base 237 to 983 and encodes 248 amino acids. Gene Ontology annotation, biological process: protein localization to plasma membrane. The record is from RefSeq and is a predicted model, not a curated record.